UCAGUGGCAUGAUCCACUUUCCUAGUCUUAAUGGGACCUAAUUCUGGAAUCAACCUUUUGUUAGUCGAAAUCCGAUUGUUUACCCGUCACCCUGAUCACGUGUGCAGAAUUAUCAAAAUAAAAAGAUCGUGGAAAAAUAAGUGACGGGAUCACACCCAUAAAUCCAGGAAAGAAGGAUUUGGAAGUGAUCAUCAUCGCCGAAGCAUGGCCGUCAAAACUCGUGAGGUUCACAGAGAUAACCUCCCGACCCUCUCCCAACAAAACGUCCAGGAGGAAUCAGACGAUGAUGACGAGAGCAUUGCAUCAGUAGAUGAAGAGGGCGAAGAGUCCGUCCAUGAGGACGACUCGGACGAUCCAUCGGACGAUGAUCAAGAUGAUGAUGAUGAUGAUGAUGGGGAUGAUGAACAAGAAGACGAUGAUGAUGAUUCUCGAGAUGAUGGAGAUGAUAACGGGAUGUCCGGAUGGGCUGAUGCCAUGGCCAAAGUGUUGAACACUGGCAAGAAAAUCACCACUACCGAUAAUCGAUCCCUUUUCUUGUCCAAGGCUCUCAAAGACAAGAAUGCUGCUCCGGAGUCUGUUCAAGCUAUAAAAGGGGCCCUGAAACGCGCCAAAAAGAACGAAAUCGAUAGCAUUUGCCGCUCCAAGCCUAACCCUGUUACCGAUCGACCUCGAGAAAGACAUCUCACAAAAUUGGCCACCAAAGGGGUUGUGCAGUUAUUCAACGCAGUGCGAGAGCAACAGAAGACUAUCAAGAGCCAAUUGAACGCCGUUGGCAAUUCGGUGACGAAACGAGAAAAGGUGUUCAAGAACAUCGACAAAGAGGGCUUCUUGGAGGUGCUCUCGGGUAACCGAAAGCGUGCAACUGCCAAAGGCACCGAAUCCGCCAACAAGAAGGCCAAGACCGAGGUCAAAGACGAAAUCAAGGACGACACCAGAGGCAAUGAAGAGGUUGAAGAGAGCUCGUGGAAAAUUUUACGAGACGAUUUCAUGAUGGGGGCAAAAAUGAAGGACUGGGAUAAAGAUUCUGAAAGUGACGGUUAAGCUCGCAAUUGAUACAUAAAACCUUGCUCUCCAAU
This is a messenger RNA of Tigriopus californicus, 1076 nucleotides long. RefSeq names its product RRP15-like protein. The coding region runs from base 205 to 1041 and encodes 278 amino acids. Gene Ontology annotation, cellular component: preribosome, large subunit precursor. The transcript has 2 exons. Lineage: Eukaryota; Metazoa; Arthropoda; Copepoda; Harpacticoida; Harpacticidae. The record is from RefSeq and is a predicted model, not a curated record. Gene Ontology annotation, biological process: maturation of 5.8S rRNA; maturation of LSU-rRNA.